AACACGGAACAAAAGUGACCUCCCUCUCUCUCACACUAUCUCGAAAAAGAAGGCUGUUCUUCGUCGGUUCCCCGAACUCCAAUUCGUACAGUAGCCAUAUCUUCUCCGAACACAACAUAACACAACUCAAAAAAAAAAAAUAAAAAAAGAAGCAAUUCGCUUUCCUCAAAACCCUACCACCAAACCCCUAAUUCUUUCUUUACCUUCUCUAUCUCCCUCUCUCAUGGAUGAAGAGCUCGGCCUUGCUAUUUUCACCCGCUGUUGAUUCUUCCUGUGCCUCACCGGCAUUCUUCUCUACGAUUAUAAGCUCUAUGCCCUCUGGUUACUUCACUCUUAGAGUUCUGCAUUGUGCUUCAUUAGUUGGGCAAGCUAUUAUCAGAAUCAAUGGGCAGUGCAUUCAAUCCACAGAUUUUGGCGGAAAAGUUGGCCAAGCUCAACAGUUCACAAGCGAGUAUAGAGACUUUGUCACAUUGGUGUAUAUUCCAUAUGAAUAAAGCAAAACAAGUUGUUGAAACAUGGGAUCGGCAGUUUAAUUGUUCUCCACGUGAGCAGAGAUUGGCCUUUCUAUAUCUUGCAAAUGACAUAUUGCAGAACAGUAGGCGAAAGGGCUCAGAGUUUGUUGGUGAGUUUUGGAAGGUUCUUCCAGAUGCUCUUCGUGAUGUGAUUGAAAAUGGGGAUGGUUGCGGAAGGAAUUCUGCACUGCGACUGAUUGAUAUAUGGGAAGAAAGAAAAGUUUUUGGUUCUCGGGGGCAACUUCUUAAGGAAGGGCUUGCGGGUAGACAAAUUGAAAAUAAUAAUAGAAAUGGAAAGAAUUUGAGCUUCAAACUGAGACCAUCUGCUGGAAAUAUAUUGGAAAAAAUAGUUUCAGACUAUCAUAUCCUUUAUGGUGGCCAGUUGGAUGAAGAAGUUAUACUGAGCAAGUGUACCAAUGCCGUUAGCAGUCUUGAGAAAGUAGAUAAGGAAAUUGGUGGCGAUAUUAAUUCAGGGCAAUUCCAUGGAUCUGGUUUUGUGGAGGAGCUGCAGGGGCAGCAUGCGAUACUGAGGGACUGUAUUGAACAAUUAACAGCAGUAGAAUCAGCAAGAACAACUCUCGUGUCUCAUUUAAGAGAAGCCCUCCAGGAGCAGGAAUUCAAGAUGGGCCAAGUCCGCAAUCAACUUCAGGCCGCACAGUCCCGAUCAGAACAGGCAGGUAGUGACUGCCAACGGUUAUCAAAUAGAGACAAAGUUCAGUCACUACUUGAGCAGAACCCGAGGGAAGCUCAAACCUCCAUAGCACCUCAAAGCUUCAUACCAGGGGAUAGGGAACAAUCAGCUCCUGUAAUGUACACACGGCAGGUUUCCUUUCCUGAAAAAUCUGGCCAUGUUGAGGAAGACCCACGCAAGUCGGCCGCUGCUGCAGUGGCAGCAAAGCUAACUGCAUCGACAUCCUCAGCGCAGAUGCUCUCCUAUGUCUUAUCCUCGCUUGCAUCAGAGGGUGUCAUAGGCAAUCCAAUGAAAGAAACACCUUGUGAUUACCCCCCUGAAAAGAGGCAUAAGCUUGAAAAUGACCAAUCCUCUUACAUGCCCCCUCAAAAUCUUCAACGACCUCCAGUUCCUCCUUACCCUCAUCCUGAAUCUAUACAACAUGUCUCUACUACCACCCAACAGUUUACUCCAAAUGAGCCACCACCACCUCCCUCAACAUCUCCUCCACUUCUGCCACCACUGCCGCCUAUAGCACAAUACACAGUGCCCCAGUACAUGCACACUGCAGGAUCAAUAACUAGUGCACCAUACAGCUAUGGCAUGGCCCAACAGCAGCUGCCUUCAAUGCCGAGUUAUCUGACAGUUGGGGCUCCAGUGAAUGCUAUACCUCCCUUCAGUACACCUCCUACAAAUUCUUAUCAGGGUUUUCAGGGUUCAGAUGUUAAUAUCUAUAACCAACCAUCAUCCAUGCCAAUGUCUCCAAUUUCUCGGCAAUAGAAUUCUAAGUGCAGCGUGAAAUGAAGGUGGUUUUGCUGUGGAUUACUAGUUAUUUCAAAAGUUUUAUGAAGUUUCUCUGUCUUUGUGCACCUAAUUCGAUUUGCACAUAUCGAAUGCCUGUAACCUAUAUUUUCAAAUGCUCAUUUUAUGGAGUUAAAACGGUUUCGGUGGAUUACAGGAUUGUGGGAAAGAGGAAUUGAAUGGUAUUUAUUGACUA
Messenger RNA from Juglans microcarpa x Juglans regia, 2179 nucleotides. RefSeq names its product regulation of nuclear pre-mRNA domain-containing protein 1A. Gene Ontology annotation, cellular component: RNA polymerase II, holoenzyme. The coding region runs from base 385 to 1962 and encodes 525 amino acids. Gene Ontology annotation, biological process: mRNA 3'-end processing. NCBI's taxonomy places the organism in Eukaryota, Viridiplantae, Streptophyta, Magnoliopsida, Fagales, Juglandaceae. Gene Ontology annotation, molecular function: RNA polymerase II complex binding. The record is from RefSeq and is a predicted model, not a curated record. The transcript has 8 exons.